Messenger RNA from Lampris incognitus (smalleye Pacific opah), 3612 nucleotides. It is a transcript of the gene atg5, whose product is annotated as ATG5 autophagy related 5 homolog (S. cerevisiae). Lineage: Eukaryota; Metazoa; Chordata; Actinopteri; Lampriformes; Lampridae. The record is from RefSeq and is a predicted model, not a curated record. Gene Ontology annotation, biological process: nucleophagy; autophagosome assembly; cellular response to nitrogen starvation. Bases 127 to 954 code for a protein of 275 amino acids. The transcript is spliced from 9 exons. Gene Ontology annotation, cellular component: phagophore assembly site membrane; cytoplasm; Atg12-Atg5-Atg16 complex.
GCUCAUGACAACACCGACUGUCACGGCCUUCCUAUCAAAAUUGUCGGCAAAAACUCCAGAAAAGAAUCCAGUAUCUGUAGCUGGCAAAUACGUCCUUUAUGUGCUGCAACCGGGAGCAACAGCAGCAUGGCAGAUGACAAGGAUGUGCUGAGAGAUGUGUGGUUCGGCCGGAUUCCCACCUGCUUCACCCUUAACCAAGAUGAGGUCACCGAGAGGGAGGCAGAACCCUUCUUUCUGCUUUUGCCUCGGGUGAGCUACCUGACCCUGGUCACAGACAAGGUGAAGAAACACUUCCUGAAGGUGAUGAAGGCCGAGGACGUAGAGGAGAUGUGGUUCGAGUACGAGGGCACGCCACUCAAAUGGCAUUAUCCAAUCGGAGUGCUGUUUGACUUCCACGCCUCCAACACUGCUCUGCCAUGGAGUAUCACUGUGCACUUUAAGAGCUUUCCAGAGCGGGACCUGCUGCAUUGCCCGUCCAACUCUGUGAUCGAGGCCCACUUCAUGUCCAGCAUCAAAGAGGCAGAUGCCCUGAAACACAAGAGUCAGGUGAUCAACGACAUGCAGAAGAAAGACCACAAACAGCUUUGGAUGGGGCUGCAGAAUGAUAAGUUUGAUCAGUUCUGGGCAAUGAACAGGAAGUUGAUGGAGUAUCCCAAUGAGGAUGGAGGCUUCAGAUUCAUCCCCUUCAGGAUAUACCAGGCGAUGAGUGACAGACCGUUUAUCCAGAAACUGUUUCGCCCUGUUUCGCCCGAGGGCCACACACACACACUGGGCGACUUGCUGAAGGAGAUGUACCCAGCUGCUAUAGCACACGACGAUGAGUCCAAGCAUUACCAGGUGAUAAUUCAUGGGAUUGAGCCCUUGCUGGAGACGCCCCUGCAGUGGCUCAGUGAGCACCUAAGCCACCCUGAUAACUUCCUGCACAUCUGCAUUGUCCCCGUCCCCACUGACUGAUACCACGGCCAUCUCCCCUACGUCCACCACAGCCGCCUCGAGAGAGAGAGACACAGACGGAGACACAGAGAUGGAGAGAGGAGUGAUGUCACCCAUUUCACAUGAUCACGCCAGGCUUCAUCACCACUGCUGUAUCUGCCAAGCAUGAUGGGACAUCGGGUUUACAAUGUUGAGUCAGGACCCGGGACCGUCGUGGUGUGCUGUGGUGUUUGUGUUUGUGUGUACACACGUUGUGUGCAUGAUGUGUAUGGUAACACAUUCCAGCCUGAGACAUGUUGAUGAAGCGCCUUCAUCUCUUUGACACACCUGUUUAAUGGGAUUUCCCCUAAGCUGCUUCAGAUGCUUCCUUUUGUUAAAAAAAAACAGAGGAGAGGUCAGGACCAGAGCGAGACGGAGAGAUAACACACGAAGAAGACCAAACCAACUCUCUUUGUGUCUACCAGCGAAAGAAAUGGUUAGAAAGACCACCACGUGAUGGCUGCUUAGUUGACCGGCUGAUAGACUGAUAUAAACAGCUACAGCCCAACAUUUACCAGCAAGUGGGACGGAAACAUUCAUGUAGAAUAAGAUAUAUUUUAAUUAGCUUUUAGUUUGUACUGACAAAAAAAAAAGGUUCUUGGCUGACUUCUGAUAACACCUACAAACCUACUAAUACUAUGGACUGCUACCUGUUAUUACCCCCGGUGCAGACUCAUACCAUUACUUCACAGUUAGUGGAACAACACGUGAUUGUGACGCAAUCACAUUUUUUACUUUCAUGAGCUCCAACAUCCCGCUCUGUGUGUUAAAUGGUCAGAACUUCAGAUUCCUGUCGUUAGCAGUCAUGUAAACGUGGGUUUUGCAUGCGUGCACACAUUUAAAGUUGAAAAACUGUGCAUGGCCUAUCCAGCAGAGACGUUGUUACGCUAUGGGUGCAUAGUUUUGGACAUUGACUGGUUCACGGUCAUAUUAAGAUGGACCGUCUGGUGUUAAAUCACUUCAGAUGGCCAUUUCAAAUGGAUUUGUUUCAAUUCUGUUGCCUAGGACAAAGUAUCGUCAGAAAAUACGACUACGCUAUCUGCAUUUAAUGGUCGAUCUCCCAUAUAACGUCCCUCACUAUCCAGAGUGGGGCUACACAUCCACAAUAUGUCCAGUUGUCAUUGGUUGUGUGUCCAUUGUGUAGUUGCAGCUAUGUUUGUUAGUAAGUGCUGACGCAGUAGUAUUGUGUAAGUAUCGAUACAGGUUAAUGGGUUGUAGAAGUGUUACCGCGACUUGUUUGUGUCUCCAUACAGACUCCAAACACACCAGUCACUGAGCCAGUAAUAACUUUUAACUGCCCACUGAUUCACACCAGAUUCCGCGAAACCUCGCUCUCGCUCUCUCUCUCUCUCCCUCUCUUUGUCUCUGUCUCUUGCUAUCUUGAACUCCUCCCCUCUCUCUUUCGCUCACUCGCUCGUAUGCUGUUUUCCCUCGCGCUUCCCAUCGCUCUCUCUGACACACACACAUACACACACACACACUUACCAUCAACAGCAAACUAUGCCCUGAAACUAUGGCCAAUCCCCUACUGUCCUGCUUAAUUCCGCGAAACUACGCUGUCUCUCUCGCAUCACACACACACUAUUGUGCAUACACUAGUACUUAUACAUGCACUCGUUGCAGUCACACACACAUUAAAACAGGGUUGUUUGUUUCUGGUGUUGUCCAGAUGAUGGCAGUUUUUGUUGGGGGGGGGGGCUAGUAUCAGACAGCAGAGGAGAGAAGAAGCACAAUUAGCACAUGAGAGUGAUUAGUGAUGCAAAGGAAGAUAUGAGUGUAUCGCCCAAACCAAGAAUGACACAAACACACAAUAUCCAGAGAGCGGGAAGAGAGAGAGGGCAGACUCCAUAGUCUACUGCACACACACACACAACACACUUGGACAGAGAGGUAGGUGUGUGUGUGUGUGUGUGUGUGUAUAGGGUUUACUAACAUAAACAGGAUGACGCCAGAGGGAAGAAAACAAAAUAUGUAACAAAUUUUGCAACUUGACAAGGGGUAAAGGUGGCCGAGCAACAGACAGGCACAUAUAACAUGGUCGCAUCGUUGUCCAGAUGGACUUGUUUACAAGUACUGCAGUGCAGCAUCAGUUGUCUCCCCGACACCCACCGAUUUACCAGUAAGCUGACGAUUUUAACUUGACUUCUGCUGCUUGGGCCGUUUGGCGGCCAUCUUCUUGUGACGUCAUCGACCCGACUGUCCCCGAUAUGAAGCGGGCCCUCUCGUCAAGCGAAUCCCGUUUGGAUUUGGAAAGCGUCCAACACGUGCACCUAGAAAGUCGCCGCACCUGUCGAAUGUUACCUGGUGUUGUGUUGUUUUUGUAAGACGUCUGACGUGUUGAGAUCGGAAGGCUUGUUUUUUUCAGGGCGCACAUUGGAAAAAGUGUGGGUCUGUUUUUUCUUACCACAACUAAUCACUGUGUUUUUCUGGUUUUUGCCUAAUCAGCUUUAAUUGGUGGCUUUGUUUUCUUUCUCUGGUUUCCCCCCCCCCUCCAUUGUUACCAUGAUUUUUACUUCCUUACAAAUCUGUAAAAAUGUUUCUUUUUUCUGUGUCGCAUCAACAUUUAAUAAAGAUAUGAGUUUGUUUUCUACUCGGCUCACCUUGUGUGUCUGCAUUCAUGUUAAACGUGUGUUGCAGUAG